AGCCCCGCCCCUUGACAACGGGCUUCCUGCUAGUCCUGUGAUGUCCCGACCUCCCGUGACAUCACCACGCGGAAGUGUCCAACGAUUCGGGGGGACCGUUGUCGCUGGCGGAGGCAGUAGCGGCGGCGGGAUUAAGACGAGAUGGCUCCGACUGGGCUGAAGGCGGUGGUCGAGGAGAAGAUCCUGACUGGGGUAAUCUCCAGCGUCAAAAAGGAUGGCGAGUGGAAGGUCUUGCUGGUCGAUCACACCAGCAUGCACAUACUGUCUUCGUGCUGCAAGAUGUCCGAUAUACUGGAUGAAGGCAUCACUAUUGUUGAAGAUGUUAAUAAGAGAAGAGAACCAAUUCCAAGCCUGGAGGCCAUUUAUCUCCUCACUCCCAGCGAGAAGGUAAUUCAUUGCCGCAGU
Nanorana parkeri is the source of this 405-nucleotide messenger RNA. Its product is annotated as syntaxin-binding protein 2-like. The record is from RefSeq and is a predicted model, not a curated record. Gene Ontology annotation, biological process: neurotransmitter secretion; vesicle-mediated transport; intracellular protein transport. The annotation marks the transcript as partial. The transcript is spliced from 4 exons. Lineage: Eukaryota; Metazoa; Chordata; Amphibia; Anura; Dicroglossidae. Gene Ontology annotation, cellular component: secretory granule; plasma membrane. Gene Ontology annotation, molecular function: syntaxin-3 binding.